AGUGUCCUGCGAGUGGCCUCCCCGCUCGCGGGCCGGGUCUCGCGCCUCUGCGGCUCCUGCUUCCGCUUCGCGGUCACCGGCCCUGCGGCCUCUUGUGAGGACUAGCGGCCUUCCCCGCAGCCGCCAUCUUGAAGGGCAGCUCCAGCUCCAUCUUCCUCAAACCCUGCCCCGGAGCGGCGAGUCUGACAGCCUGGCCAGAGUCCCCCAGCCUCUCAGUCAGUCACACACAGAGCACAGCCACUGACGUGGUCACACCACUCCACUCCCGUAGUGUUCAGUCAUUGACAGUGGCCCUUACACACUGGACACGAUCAUUCACACCGACACCCCACAGUAUCACGUAGUCAAGUUUCAGCUACUUGAGUGAGUGGCAUUCCGCACAGAGUCACACACACAUGGGUUAAAGCCACUCGUCCAGUGUCACUCUACGCUGUCUCAUACAAUCCCUGUAACAAGUACAAUAGAUACUUACUCAUCACCCACUCUGUACCAGGCACUUGGGAUGCUGUUCCUGUCUUCAUCGGGAUAUGGAAACAACUACAGGAGGGAUGUUACCUGUGACGAUGAGAAUGCUAGUGCUGCUGCUGCUGCCGCCCCUGAGUCAGGCUGCCCCCAAGGACGGCACCACAAGGCUGGACCCUGAAGUGCAGCAUCGACCUCUACCCAACCCCUUCCAGCCAGGCCAGGAGCAACUUCAACUUCUGCAGAGCUACCUAAAGGGACUAGAGAGGAUGGAAGAGGAGCCAGAGCACAUGAGCCGGGAGCAGGUCCUCCUCUACCUCUUUGCUCUCCACGACUAUGACCAGAGUGGACAGCUGGAUGGCCUGGAGCUGUUGUCCAUGUUGACAGCAACUCUGGCCCCUGGAGCUUCUGACUCUCCCACCACCAACCCGGUGAUCCUCAUAGUGGAUGAGGUGCUGGAGACCCAGGACCUGAAUGGGGACGGGCUCAUGACCCCUGCGGAGCUCGUCAACUUCCCCGGAGAGGACCCGAGGCACACAGAUCUCAAAGAGCCCCCAGAGCCACAGGAUGUUGGGAGGCAGCCUCUGUUGGCUAAAAGCCCAUCAAGCCAAGAAGCACAUGAAGCCCCAGGUCCCAGAGAAGAAGCUGGGGGACAGGUGGAGGCCAGAAGGGAGUCCUUGGAACCUGUGCAGGAGGCUGGGGGACAGGCAGAGGCUGCAAGCGAAGCCCCAGGCCCUGGAGGGGAGGUUGGGGAACAGGUAGAAGCCAGGGACGCUGGAGAGAGAGCAGAAGAGCUUCCAAGGGAAACACUGGAGUCUAAGAAAACCCCAAAUGAGCUUGAGGUUCAUGCUAUUCAGCUGGAGAAUGAUGAGAUAUAAACCUUGAGGAUACAGGUUUGCACCCCUAGAAGUCUCAGUGCCAGAACAUAAGCCCCGAAGGGUAGGGUGUGUAUGUUAGGACAACAACCACCUCUGUGCCCCCUUCCUGGCCCCAGUAGGUGGCAGGUCUUUCUGUGCAGCUCAGGGAGACCCUAAGUUGAAGGGCAGCUUUAGGGCCCAGACAACCAAUAAAGAACCAAAUGAACCCAUCCCUCUGGGCCAUCGAUCCACUGGUCCAGCCUGCCCUGACCUCAGGCUGCAGGGGGUCGGGACUGGGCAGUCCCCUUGGGAGGGCAGGAAUUCAGUUUACCCAGUGUUCUCAGAUGGUGCUGAGACACAGCAGAGUACAGCACUAGGCCACAGCCAGCUGCAGACAACCGGGGGAAGGGAGCUCAGUCUUUCCCUGGGGCCUAACCACUAGAAUGCCCUCCUGCAGUUCAGGGUAGAUCUUCUCCAUCAUCCUGUAUCUGCUCCCCACCCCUGAAAAUAUUAAUAAUUACCAUUUAUUGAGAACCUA
Messenger RNA from Balaenoptera ricei (Rice's whale), 1857 nucleotides. It is a transcript of the gene CGREF1, whose product is annotated as cell growth regulator with EF-hand domain 1. The transcript has 6 exons. The record is from RefSeq and is a predicted model, not a curated record. Gene Ontology annotation, molecular function: calcium ion binding. Bases 528 to 1340 code for a protein of 270 amino acids. Lineage: Eukaryota; Metazoa; Chordata; Mammalia; Artiodactyla; Balaenopteridae.